This is a messenger RNA of Aspergillus melleus, 1029 nucleotides long. RefSeq names its product GFA family protein. The transcript has a single exon. The record is from RefSeq and is a predicted model, not a curated record. Lineage: Eukaryota; Fungi; Ascomycota; Eurotiomycetes; Eurotiales; Aspergillaceae. The coding region runs from base 1 to 1029 and encodes 342 amino acids. Gene Ontology annotation, molecular function: carbon-sulfur lyase activity.
AUGGCCGGUCGCAUCUCUUGCUUGUGCAAGGAGGUCACGCAGGAGGUCGUGCUGGGACCGUCGUCAGGCCUGUCGACUCUCGAGCUCUGUCACUGCACCACUUGUCGCGCCGUCACCGGGCAGUUGUGUUCUUCAUAUUAUAACCUGCACAUGCGGCCGGCAAACCUAGAUUCCCUUGGCGAAUACCACGAAUCACCCUGUAUAAGCCGCUACUUUUGUAAAACUUGCGGUGCCCAUGUCUUCGCCCGUCAAAAACACACGGAGCAGUAUUAUGUCGCUGCGGGACUAUGGGAGGAACAUCCACCCUCGUUCCAAUCGAUACGACAUCGGCAGGUGCAAGACACUCGGGACGGUGGCAUGAGCUCCUUCCUUGACGCCGAAACAGAAGUUACCAGCCCCGGCUGUUAUCUGCACGCAGAUACACACUGCCAACAAGGCUGGGAGGAAAGGAGAAAGAUCGAGGAAUGGACUGAGAAUGACCGCCGGUUGCCAGCUGGGUGUCACUGUGGGGGCAUUGAAUUCUACGUCACAUCGCCGGAUCCCAGCUCGACCGACGCGUCUUCCCCCUGGCCUGACCUGCUGGUUCCCUACUAUUCAGGUUCAUCCGCAAAUACCGAGGAUGUGAAAUGGUGGUUGCGAGACGAAGGCAAAAGAUAUCUGGCUGGGACUUGUGCCUGUCGAUCGUGCCGUUUGGCGAGCGGGUUUCCAAUCCAGGCAUGGGCUUUCAUACCCUUAUCAAACCUCCAAAAUGCGGACGGUACUGUGCUGUCAUUUGGCUUUGGUACCAUGAGGCAAUAUGAGAGCUCGCCGGGGGUUUACCGAAAGUUCUGUGGCCGUUGCGGUGCAACUGUUUUCUGGCACUGCGAAGCGCGGCCUCUACUAAUCGAUGUGAGUGUCGGUCUGUUGCAAGCGAAAAGUGGUGCUCGAGCUGAAGACUGGCUUGAAUGGCAUACUGGCCGAGUCAGCUUCUCGGAAAUGGCCGUGGAUUCAAAGUUGAUUCACCAGCUGGAGGAGGGAUUGAAAGUUUGA